AUGUUCUGGCAGUCCAGCGUGGAGUGGCAUGAGUUUUUAGGGUUCAGCCAGGAUGACGAGGGUGAUAGUGGUGGUGGUCAGCCCCAACCUGCAGGUAACGGGGCCCGCGCCCCAAGCGGUACGCAAGCAGUUAGGGUUCGCCGCAGCCAGGGCCAGGAUAAUGGUAGUCAACCCGCAGGAAACGGGGCCCGCGCCCCAAGCAGUUCGCAAGUAGUUAGGGUUAGCCGCAGCCAGGGCCAGGAUGAUAGUAGUCAACCCGCCAGCAGCAGGGCCCGCGCCCCAAGCGGUUUACAACCAUGCCCGGACCAGCACCAUCCCACCACCACCACCGAUAUUAGGGUUAGGGUUAGCCAUGCGCAGGAGGGUGGUGGUCAGCCCGCAAGCAGCGGGGCCCGCGCCCCAAGCGGUUCCCAAGCAGUUGGGGUUAGCCCCGGGCAGCCCAGCGGCCAUGCCAACGUUAGGGUUAGGGUUAGUCCAGCCACUACGACAUUAGGCAAGCGCAAGCGCGCGCCAUGGCAGGCCGAGGCCGAGGAGCACCAGUGGGAGCGCCGGCAGCAGUUACAGGCCAUGGACAUGACCACCGCGAUGCAGCAGAUGACCGGCCAGGCCCGCAUGUAG
Messenger RNA from Aspergillus calidoustus, 618 nucleotides. The record is from the annotation of a GenBank genome assembly. NCBI's taxonomy places the organism in Eukaryota, Fungi, Ascomycota, Eurotiomycetes, Eurotiales, Aspergillaceae.